AUGGCGUCGACUACGAAGCCGAGCGACAAGAUCGCAGACCCCAAGCUGCUCCCUAACCGGCCAGAGAAGAAAAUCCUUCCGAUACGUUCCCGAAUCCGGAAACGUCCUCUCCCUGGCCCGUUUCCCACCCUCAAGCCCAGCGCUACUCCCUCACCCACCGUACAAAGUGCCGAUCCAGACGGCUACAUCCCCUCGCCGCGGGCAGCGCACACCGUCAUCAUCAAGGUCGCAUCCAACGCGACUUUCAUGAGCCUAGUUAAGCGCGCGCGCAAAGCACUCGAUAAGGUGCCGCAGGAAACAAAGGGACUCCCGCUGGCGGCCCGUAUGGCGAAUCUCGAGGCGCGAAAGAGCAGCAAGAGCCGGGCAGCGGCUGACGGACCUGUUGAGGAUGCCCUCGACGAUGUGGUCUUGGUGGCUACCGGCAGAGCCAUUCAAAAGGCUAUCGAGGUUGGGUGUUUCUUCAUGCGUGAGAAGCAGCUCGUUGUCUCGACGCGGACCCGGACGCUACAGGCGAUUGAUGAUAUUGUAAUGGAGGAUGAGGACGCCGACGAGGAGGAUCAGGUCAGAGUCAGGAACGUCAGCUGUAUCGAGGUGGGCAUUCGGUGGGCGCUAUAG
Molecule: messenger RNA, 615 nt
Organism: Canariomyces notabilis
Lineage: Eukaryota; Fungi; Ascomycota; Sordariomycetes; Sordariales; Chaetomiaceae
Exons: 2
Coding region: 1-615 (204 amino acids)
Biological process (GO): nuclear-transcribed mRNA catabolic process, RNase MRP-dependent; tRNA 5'-leader removal; intronic box C/D snoRNA processing
Cellular component (GO): nucleolar ribonuclease P complex; ribonuclease MRP complex
Molecular function (GO): ribonuclease MRP activity; ribonuclease P activity; RNA binding
Source: RefSeq, a predicted model, not a curated record